Durusdinium trenchii is the source of this 1719-nucleotide messenger RNA. The record is from the annotation of a GenBank genome assembly. NCBI's taxonomy places the organism in Eukaryota, Dinophyceae, Suessiales, Symbiodiniaceae.
AUGUUUACUCCCACGCCGAUGUUGAUCCGGCGACAGCGGCGCCGCACGACGACCUUGGAAGCGAUUUGCAUGCACGAAUGCGUGACUCCUGAUCGAUGGUGUGUGACCAAAGCAGAUCUGAGAUAUCUCAGGCGCCAAGUGACGGAAGCCAUUCAGGAGGGUCAACUUCCAUCCUCUUGCAUGGCCAACGACUCGCUGGCAAGCAGUGACAGUGAGGAGAGUGAGGAAAGCGCUGAUGAAAGGAAAUUUGGGCCCAGUAUCUAUGAAGUCACUGAGAAGUACAUCAAACCCGUCACUGCCGAUGCCGGUAAGAUGAGUUGGGCCUUGAUGCAGAACCCUGAGGGUUUGGAUUGCCACCUCUUUGUGAGCCACGCUUGGCAGGAAGGCAUCUUUGAAUUUCUCUCGAAAGUGCUCACUUCGUGGCCUUCAGGAGCGCACAACGCGUGGUGUUGCAUGCUGGCGAACCCCCAACAUCUGAACAUUGGUUCCAUGUUGCAGUCGCCCAAGACCUCACCCUUCGCCUUGGCUCUACAAGCGUCUCGCUAUGUCUUGGUGGUGCCCAAUCGUCACCAGAGCGUCUACUGUCGCCUUUGGUGCGGCUAUGAGGCCUACGUCGCCUCGGAGAAUGAGAAGAUCAUCCAAAUCGCUGCAGCUCCCUGUUGGAUCUCCAAAUCAUGGGCCUUCAUUCGGGCGAUGGUGCCUAUUCUGCUGGGAGUCUUCAUCGGUUUGUUGGCACCCUCACCGUCCUGGCACAUCAAAGCAACUGUCGCACUUAUGGGGGCCUUGGCAACGCUGAUCAGCGCGUACACCGCUAAUCGCUGGCGGUUACUGGCGAACCAUGUUGGGCUUGUGGCAUCGACGUAUUUGGAGAGCUUGGGGGAGCCGUUUGGCCUGACGGGUGCGAGCCCCGUCAUGUGGCAGCAGGCCAUGCAUCGUGUGACCUGGGCAUCCGCCAUCAGCUACUUCUUGAUGGCCGAGUUGGACCGAGUGCACAGCCUUCAAAUCGAACAAGAAGGUCGACAGCUUCGUAGGAGAUACAAAGGAUCCAUACAAUUUGCCACCUGCUCCCAGCAGACGGACCAGAACCACAUUUGGGAUGAAAUUGGCGGCAAGGUUUCGGAUGUGGACACUGCCAUCCAUGUGCUGAUCUCCGCUGGCGUCUCCUCUCCUUCACUGCGCAUGGCCGCCAAGCGCGGCGUGAAGAUCGAGGGCGCAGGACACGCUGAAGUGGCCGUUGCUUUUGUGGUGCUUGGGCCAUUGCUUUUCCUCUGUAGCGUCCAGCUGGUGGGCUUGCUCCGAAGCUUCGAAGACGAAGCGCCUGCCUUCAGUGCCUUUCGCUACUUCACCAUCAGCAUGGCCUCCAUCGGCCUGCUGGUGCGCGUGGCCUUCGUGAUUAUGUUGUGCCUCAAUCCGGUGGACGAGAAAAUGUUCUUGUUGAAAGUGAUCACAAAGCUGGUUGCGGCCAUUUUUGUGCCGUUGGCCCUCAUCGUGGGGAUCUUCGCUCAGAGCUGGGGCUUUCACGCGAUCGAAGUGGUCUUCAUGUGUUCUCACUUCACCUUGGUGGUCGCCUUCUUCUUCUCACUCCUGGGCAUCAAGGGCACCUUAGCCCUCCCAGGUGGGCGAUGCAUGCUGCAGUAUGUCUUAGCCAGACAAGGCACCUGCAGAAUCUGCCAAACCACGUCCGAGGAGGUCUUUGAUUCCGAUGCGUCCUCCGAGUGA